This is a messenger RNA of Mycotypha africana, 3633 nucleotides long. RefSeq lists its product as uncharacterized. Gene Ontology annotation, biological process: protein secretion. The record is from RefSeq and is a predicted model, not a curated record. Bases 320 to 3316 code for a protein of 998 amino acids. Lineage: Eukaryota; Fungi; Mucoromycota; Mucoromycetes; Mucorales; Mycotyphaceae. The transcript has 5 exons.
CAAGAAAAAGAGCUUGCAAAAUGUCGACUAAAAAUGAACAAGAUCAGUUGAAUCUAAAAGAGUCUUUGACAAAAGCAUAUGCUCUUGUCGGUGAAAAGAUAACAUUGAAAGAGAAAGGUAUUUUGAAUCGUCCAACGGAGAAAGUCGCUCAUUGGAAGCAAGCGUUCUAAUCAAUAUAAAAAGGCUCGAUUGAGGAAACAUUACUAAAUCGAUUAGAGAAACUUGAUAUCAUUGAGGGAGUGAAGGACGACCCCAAAGGAUCGUUUGUUAAACAGUGUUUGGAUGUUUUAAUCAAGAUACAAAAAGCACUAUUAGAAGUAUGCUAUACGUCUACAAGCGAAUUUGGACAAAAACCGAGUCGAGAGAUAUUUUGGGUGUAAGAGACUUGAGAUUGGUACACACAUUGUUACAAGUAAUUGUAUCAUGGGGUUUAUAUCCUUGUUUCUUACCUGGAGUGGGUGUUCCAUUAUCAAAAAGAGUAAAAUCUGGCUACAUCAAUCACGAGUUAUUAACAGCAGAAGAAGACGGUCAUGAGGACAAGAGAAGGACUCCUUCGACGAUACACCAUACAAAUAAACAACAAACAUUAUUGAGGCUAGUGACACCAUUAGUGGAUAUGAUUGCUUCUAGCGAUAAAGUACCUGAUAGCAAACAAUAUACCACAGUAGCCUCUAUACUACUCAAUAGGCAUUUACCUGAUCUUUAUGCUGCCUUAUUACAAUUAGCCUAUGCACCUAACUCAGCAUUUAACAAGUCUAAUACCUCCUCUUCGUCGACAGAUACCCCUCCUACAACAAUAACAACAGCAACAACUACUACUACUACUACUACUACUACUAAUAGUCAACCUACCCAUAAUGUACCCAUGACACCAGGGAAUAUGAUGGCCAUCAAGUCAGUCAAUGCAACGAUAACACGAUCAACAGCGGCAACAGCGACAACAAGUUACUUAUCGAAAGAAGAAAGAGAUAAAUGCGCUCGUAUGUUUAUGUGGCUAUUCGAAAAAUCCGAUCUAGUAAGAAGCAUGGAAUCAUUAAUGGGUCUCCUCCGCAGUGAUAGCAGCAGCAGCAACAGCGAGAGUCAAAGAGCGUCUUCCGUUACAGAGCCUGUACCCAAUUGGUUACGUACCAUAAGUGGUCGUUUCUUGUCUCGAAUUUUACUGAAACCCAAUGGUGUUUCUGUCAUAUUGAACUUCAUCAUAGGAGAUGUGGAGCAGCUGCAGCUGUCUCAAUUAGAAAGCAUAUCCAAACUCAUUCUAUCCGUCCCUCAACAAAUGCCAUCUAUUGAAAGCUACUAUGCCGUCAUCACGCCUCAACUAUUGCACAUUUUACAAAAUGAACCCAUCGCGUCGCCGAUGUGUCAAGCUGUGAUUUUCAUUGUGGGUCGGAUGGUUGCUAAAUACCCGGAACUAGCAAAGAAGUACAUUAUCGAUAAAAUUGUAGGGCCAUUGUUAUCCAUCUGGGAACAACAGCCUCUACCAUCAGAACCUACCGAUGAUAAUGAUGGUGAUGAUGAAAUCAAGAUAACUGAAGCUGAAUUAGUGAACAUGCUCCAUAUUCUGCAUCGUAUUCUCAUGGGAGGUGAGCCUGGUGUCAUUACCCAGACCCUCCUUUCUUCUUCGAUUCAUGUCUUGUACCACCUGUAUCAAUUCACUUGUCAGUCCAAAUCCAGCUUAAAAGAAGUUGUGUUGGACCUGCUAUCGACCUAUUUUCGUAUUACUACCACAUCGGAUGCGAUUCAUGAACUAAAAAGGAUUUUGCUCGAUUCCGCGGAUGUCAGUGGCACGCGCCUCGCUUAUUUCGCACCGGGCCCUACGAUAGGCGGUGGCGUGGUGGUGCGUGUCAGGAGAAAGCCUAAGCUGUUGGCAGGUAAUGAACUGCCUAUAGAUGCUUCGAUCUUGGUUGAGUUUCUACAAAAGAGUGAAAAUGAGGAUUUGUGUGGAGACUUUUUCGUAUUUCUAUUGAAUGAAUAUUCUUCACUGAAGACAAGACAGUCCAGUGACCCACGAAUCAUCUUGAUGAUAUUGCAUCUCAUCAUGGGAAUGCUAGACACGUUGGGACCUGCCAUUUUAAACAAACCUACACAAAUUAUUUCAUUUGCUAAUAAUGUGAUACAAGAUCAUGCCGACAAGCUUGAUAUCCAUCACAAGACGGCGACCGAAGAACAGAAAAAGCAAAAGAAAGUGUCGGGUUUUCCCGAUAUGCUGAGUAAUAUUGUAAGUCAGGAAGAGUUUGAAGCGAUGAAUGAAGACCACGAUGAACAGUUGUCCACGGAAGACGAUGAAGAGUCUUUGAUUUUGGCUAUCAACUUAUUAAGAGCUGUUAUGCAUGGAAAUGACAAUUUGAAUGAAAAGGCAGUUCAAUUAUUAAAGUCCUCCAUGGAACCGUUGAAGGUCAUCGAAAAACAGCAUCCUUUUGAGCUCGUGUCCGAAGCGGUCAAUGAACUUUUAUUGGCAUUGACUUCUUUCCUUUCGUCAGAAAGUAUUUCUAAAGCGACAACGAGCAACAGCAGCUCCUUAGAGGCCAGUAAGGAGAAAUACAAGUUGGCAAUGAAAUCACUUCAAGAUGAGUUGUUACCGAUUCGUGCCCAUGGCAUGGGGCUCUUGAAAGAAAUGGCGCUUGCCAAAGAUCCAUUAGUAUCCAGUGGAGAAGGGCUGGACCACCUUUUGGACAUUUUUACGCGUUUAGUACAGGAUGAAGAUAGUUACAUUUACUUGAAUGCUGUGAAAGGACUAUCUGCUAUGACAGAUGCCUAUGGAAAUGAAAUUAUUAAAAAGCUGGGUGAAGUAUAUACGAACAAGCAGCAAAAGUUAGAUAAUAGAUUGCGAAUUGGUGAAGCUUUACUACAAACGAUACAACGCUGUGGUGAUGCUUUAGGAAAAUACGCCCACACGCUGCUUGAACCUCUUGAAACAGUUUUGGGAAGAAGAGAUGAAGAUAGUCAUUUACGAGUAUCUGCGCUAUCGAUCCUAGGGAUGGCUUGUCAAACAUGCCCUGUGGCUCUAUCGGCGCAUAUGAACGGAUUGAUUGAUUGGGUUCUGAACAUUCUCGAAAUUGAAAAGGUACCUGAAGUAAGACGAGCAGCGACUGUAUUGAUUUUGUCUUUAUUCCGAGGUUUAGCAGCACAAACAUUAUACGAAUACCCUACAGAAAGCCUGAGAAGGACUUAUAGAACUUUGCGAUAUAUUGAAGAAACAGACGCCGAUGAACUUUGCCGAUAUCAGGCCAGAGUCGCAUUAAGUGAUUUAGACGAUAUCAUGCGAGGUGAAAUAUUUAAACAUCCACAAAGUGCUUCAUUGAAUGUCAGGUAUAAGUAGGAAAAAAAAAAGAAAUAAAAGAUAAUGGCAUUUAUUCGUCCUUGUAAGAAUAUAUGAAAAUGAACCAGAAAUGUAGUUUGAAAAUAUGUUGAUAAAAUAUGUAUAAUAAAGAGACAUCAAUAAUCCUUUAUGGAAAGAAAAAGCAUUCUUGUGCUUGAUGUUGUAUGGUAUGUGUGUGUGUGUGUGUGUGUGUGUGUGUAUGUAUAUAUAUGAAGUAAAGAUCAAAUAGAAAUGCGUUUUUCAAAUGGUAUGACAAAGGCUUACAAUCGAGCUUUGCGUGGUUUAACUGAUGAACCGGGGAAUAUACUGUUACGAUA